Molecule: messenger RNA, 1608 nt
Organism: Verticillium dahliae VdLs.17
Lineage: Eukaryota; Fungi; Ascomycota; Sordariomycetes; Glomerellales; Plectosphaerellaceae
Exons: 2
Coding region: 1-1608 (535 amino acids)
Source: RefSeq, a predicted model, not a curated record
AUGGCGGGUGCUCCAGCCUCCACCGCAACCAUCACCGCCACGACCAACAAUAAUGAUGUCCAACAAUGGGAUUUUGCCUCUAACAACCAUGUAGAGGAAUACUCCCAGGACACAGUUUCUCCCAUACUCAGCGAAUACGGUAGCCGGCCUGCGAAUGGAAACGCCUCCGCCGGCUAUGAAUAUGGCUUUGAGCCACUGCCACCCUCCCGAAAGAAACAUUCCGUCGAAAAUAUGUCGUCUCUCAAGAACGCUCGAUCUUGGGACAGGAGCAAUCGCUCAUCAGAUGCUUCGACGAAGCCCACGUGGACCGACGACCUGAGUGCACCAAAGCGAGCCGGCACUGGCGACAAGCGAACCACAGCUGACCAGCCCUUGAAGCAUUGGGACGACGAAAACUCAAAGUGGAUCCAUCGCGACAAACUGGCCAAGAUCGAAAGCCGAGAGCUCCAAGCGGCUGGCAUCUACCUUCCUCGAUCCCGGGCAAGCAGCAAGGUGCGCAAGGGCCGAAGCGAAGAGCGUCACCAGGGCACCAAGAGGACGGCUUCAGCAGCGGCUGAGGACCGUGACCAUUCUGUCCCAGCCAGCCGACACCGGAAGAACUCAUCUGCUGCUGAGAACAGCCUGUCUGACAACCAGGCCCAGACACCCAGCUGGGACUUGCGACUUCCCGAGGAGAUAGAGGCCGAAGGAGAUCCUUACUGGACAAGUACCUCAUCCAGGGCCGGCUCUAAAAUUCCUGUGGCCAAAAUGAGCCCUUUGCCGAUUCCAGAAACCUUCAUUGACCGCCACUCGCCUUCUACACGCAGGCAGAGUGAUGUCCCACGCGAAACCGAGUCGAUUGCGUAUCCCAAAACGAGGUCGAGAGCUGGUAGCAUCAAUGCUCUCGCCGAGCCUGCUGCAGCUGGGACGCUGCAGCCAGCCAAGCGAUCCGCUACCGAUGUCUCGCCCAGGAAGACGACUCCGACUGCUAGGAAGACAUCUGCCCCUAUCAAGUCGAACGGCUCCGUGAGCGGGCGGCCACGAACGCGUGGCGGUCCUAACAAAGACUCCACAAGCAGCACCGGCACGACUCGCCCUUCGACAAGGUCGGGCGAACUAUCACCGGGCAACAGGGCGCCAGAGGGAGAACCGCCCUGGAUGAUUGGAAGCUACAAGCCUGACCCUCGCUUGCCACCCGAUCAACAAUUGCUGCCCACAGUCGCGCGACGGCUUCAGCAAGAGAAAUGGGAGAAGGAGGGCAAGUUCGGCAGUGUCUACGACAAGGAGUUUCGACCGAUGACAGAUGACGCUCUUCUGAGCCCCCCUGUGCCAGGCCCCAGCGGCGCGCAAGAAGAGGAGAAGCAGCCGCAGGAACAGUCCGACGAGUGGCCGCUCAAACCAAUAGAGAGCAAAAGCCCGACUUUGAAGCAAGGCACUUCAUACUCGACGAUACCCAAAAUCUCUGACAAGCCUCAGGUCAGCCCGCUGCCGAGCCCGCGGACGCCCGGACCCGUACCACAGUCGCCCCCUACAGCACAGCUACAACCUGCGAGGGUGCCGGACGCCUCAGCGGAGAACGACGACGUGGGGCAGAAGAAGGGGGGCUGCGGGUGCUGCAUCAUCAUGUGA